Messenger RNA from Closterium sp. NIES-65, 510 nucleotides. The record is from the annotation of a GenBank genome assembly. NCBI's taxonomy places the organism in Eukaryota, Viridiplantae, Streptophyta, Zygnematophyceae, Desmidiales, Closteriaceae.
AUGCGCACAUACGAUCCCAUCCUCCUUCCUUCGUCCACUCCCCUCCUGCCACGUGUCACGCGCGGAAGCCCCGCCAUCGCCGGCGUCCGCACCAGAAUGGGGCAGGCGCGCGCACUGGCAGCGGCAAGCUCGCAAGGCGGAGCGGAAGCGAGUGGCGGAGCGGGCGCGGGGGGCGCGGAAGGCGAGGUUGGCGCGGGGAGCGGGCCGCGGCUGGUGAUAUACAGCCGCGAGGGGUGCUGCCUGUGCGACGGGCUGAAAGAGAAGAUCGACACGGCGCUGAUGAUGGGCACUGAGAGCAGUGCGCUGGAGGGACUGCAGAUUGAGGUGCGCGACAUAACAACGAGGCAGGAGUGGAUGGAGGCAUAUCAGUACGAGAUUCCAGUCAUGAUGAGAGUGACGGUGGACCAAUCAGGGAACGCUGUAGAGACUCUCAUUCCCCGCCAGUCACCGCGGGCAUCAGUGGAGCGAGUGAGGAAGGCACUAGAGGCCGCAUUCUCAAGUUCAGCCUGA